Molecule: messenger RNA, 534 nt
Organism: Condylura cristata (star-nosed mole)
Lineage: Eukaryota; Metazoa; Chordata; Mammalia; Eulipotyphla; Talpidae
Product: BAH and coiled-coil domain-containing protein 1-like
Exons: 4
Coding region: 40-534 (164 amino acids)
Source: RefSeq, a predicted model, not a curated record
CCGCCCUGGCUGCCCCGCGCCCGCAGCCCCUCCUUGUGGAUGGGGGGCCACUCCUACGGCCUCGGGCAUCCGGCCCUGCACCAGAACCUGCCUCCCGGCUUCCCUGCCUCCGUGCCGGGCUCCAUGCCCCCCGUCUUCCCCCUGUCCCAGGACACCCCCACACAGCUCGUCAUCCUGCCCUCGGAGCCCACGGCGCACGCUGCUCCCCAUACGCUGGCCGAUGUCAUGGACCAGGCCUCGCUGUGGCCCCCCAUGUAUGGGGCGCGGGGCCCCGCCCCCCAUAUGCAGCACCCGGGCCAGCUCCCCGUGUAUGCGCGGCCCCAGUUUCUGCGACAGCCCGAGCUGUACACCCUGCAGCAGCCGCAGCCCGCGGCGCGCGCUGAAGAACUCCGCGAAGACGUCGGGGUGGUGGCGGCCCGCCACGUGCAGCAGCUGGCAGCCCACGCGCCCAGCCGCCGGGGCCACCCAGGCACCCGCGGGAGGCAGCGGCCUCGGGAAGGGAAGGAGACCCCACCAGCGGCCUUUUCUUCCUGA